Molecule: messenger RNA, 1688 nt
Organism: Apis cerana (Asiatic honeybee)
Lineage: Eukaryota; Metazoa; Arthropoda; Insecta; Hymenoptera; Apidae
Product: keratin-associated protein 19-2
Source: RefSeq, a predicted model, not a curated record
UUCCUUCUGUUCCGAUCACGAUUGCAUCUCCUUUCAUUGAAUCGUGCAUUCGUGCACGCAUUGUCCUCGCUCGGACGAUAAUUAAAUUGUUCGACUUUAUAACAUUCGUUUAAAAUUCUCUUCGAUCUUGUUUUCUUUUUUUUUUUUUUUUCGUGACGAGUGGAAAACUUUUGUUUCAUGCGAACGAUAUCAAUUUUUAUAUUUUGAGUAUGAAAAUGUAUUAUAUACGAGAUAUAUUUUCUAUAAAUAUUAUAUAACGAAUGAAAUAUUUUAUAUCGUACCUUAUUAUUAUCGUACGUAUGAAUUAAUUGAAUUGGAGAAAAUAAUUUUUCUACAAAAAUUCUAACGUGGAAUGAUAUUUGAUGCAAAUUGAAGAUGUAAAUGUCACUCUGAAUAGUAAAAUUAUAUACUUUUGAUAAUAUUUGUAUCUGGUAUUAAUCAUCGAUCCAUUGAAACGAUUCUGUCCAUCUUACUUUCUUUUCUAAAAUCACUCCAAAGAACUACAUAUGUCGAUCUACUUAAUAGUGUAAUGAUAUAUCGAUCACGAAAUAGUAGACCGUGAAGUUUGAAAUUGAGAAAGGAAAAGAGGGGUUCUUACCGUUCGAAGUUGAAAUUAAAACGAAAAUGGUAAUUUCAAGUAUGAUCCAAAUACGUUCACUAUUCAUCACUCCUCGAAUCUGUGAAAUUUCUCCAAACAAGGAAGAAAUUCUGAAAUGAUAUAAUACAACAUGGAGGAAAGGAGGGUUUCUCAGACGAAAAAUCAUGGAUUCUCGCGGCUGACGAAUUUGGAUGUCAAGGCGGUCGCCGGUUCACAGCACGUGAACACAAACGAUGACCAAUCCGAAAUGGAUGUUGCAUCGGUGUUUCUUUCAUAAUGACGUAUUGCAUUCGCAUAAUCCCAGAGUAACAAUGCCAGUCUUUGCUAUUAGUGUUAACAGAGGAAAGCCAAUACGAAGGCUGGGAAAAAUUAGUGUGGGGGCUGUGGCGGAAUACGCCACAGCCUUUGUUAUAAAAGAAACGGAGACCAACGUUGGACAGACAGUGGUACUCUGUUGACAGAUAAGGGAAAAAUUAGUGCAAUUCAUACAGGAGUUAACUGGCUAGUGUCAGCUGACGGAUGAUAAUGGCUUGCUUGAAACUUUACACGAUCCUGUUGCUGGCUGUCUUCAUUGGCAUCGUUUCUGCGAAACCAGGAUACCUCGGUGGAUACGGUGGAUACGGUGGAUACGGUGGAUACGGUGGAUACGGUGUAUACGGUGGAUACUAUUAUCCUUACCUUUAUAAAUAUCCGUUCUAUGGUACUUUCGGGCACGGUUAUGGAUACGGCUUUCCUGGGUAUGGUUACGGUCAUCAUUAUUAAUAGAAAAGGCGAUCAUUUGGAUACUGCGAUAUACCCAAAGAAGAUAUAUUUACAUCUUUCCUAAUUUUAGAUUUAUCGACUCUGCUCUGUCGAAAUCUUCUUUAAGAGAAAAAUUGUAAAAAAAUAUUCAUAUACUUUCACGAUAUUCUCGAAAUUUUUUUCACUCCAUAUAUUCGAAUGAUAAUUCUCGAAAUUAUCUCGUCGUAUUAUUAUAUAAUAUCAAAUCGAUGAUGUUUUUUUUUGUCGAGAAAACUUGGAUUAUAUUUGAUUCAAUUUUUAUAUCUUCGUUGAACGGAUGCAAAUCAAUAAAAUUUAGAUUUUAAUGGAA